AUGGCGACUAAACAGUUAACUUUGGGAAGCUCGCUGCCCGUACCCAACGUUCAGGAGCUGGUGAAGGAGCCCAUGAACUCUAUCCCAACUCGCUUCAUUCGUCCUGAUCAAGAACCUCCAAUCAUUUCAUCUGAUGCUGCCUCACUACUCCCUGCAGUUCCUGUGAUUGACUUGCAGAAACUACAACUCUCAGGAGAAUCCAUGGACGCAGCACAACGGGCAAAGCUACAUUCUGCAUGCCAAGAAUGGGGUUUCUUCCAAGUUGUAAACCAUGGAGUCAGCUCUUCACUGGUGGAGAAAUUAAAAAUUGAGAUUCAGGAGUUCUUCAAGCUACCAAUUGAAGAGAAAAAGAAAUUCUGGCAGUUACCAGGAGAUGUGGAGGGCUUUGGGAAUCAAUUUGUUAUAUCUGAGGAGCAAAAACUUGAUUGGGCAGACAUGUUUUUCAUGCGAACCCUCCCAACAUACACAAGGGUGCCCCACUUAUUUCCCAACCUUCCCCUCCCACUCAGAGAGACAUUGGACUCUUAUGCGUUAGAGAUGAAAAAGCUUGCGAUGACUUUGUUAGAAGAGAUGGCAAAGGCUUUGAAGAUGGAUGCUAUAGAGAUGAGAGAGUUAUUUGAAGAAGGGAUGCAGUGUAUGAGGAUGAACUACUAUCCUCCAUGUCCUCAACCUGAGAAAGUAAUUGGCAUUUCACCUCACUCAGAUAUCUCGGGCUUAACCAUUCUCCUUCAAGUUAAUGAAAUUGAAGGCCUUCAGAUAAGAAAAGACGGGAUUUGGGUUCCAGUUACGCCUCUUCCACAUGCUUUCGUAGUGAAUAUUGGAGACACCAUGGAGAUUUUAAGCAAUGGGACGUACCACAGUAUUGAGCAUAGGGCAACAGUGAAUUCUGUUAAAGAGAGGCUCUCCAUCGGAACAUUCUACAGUCCAAAACUUGAUGGAGAAGUGGGUCCUGUACGAAGCUUGAUCACCAGAGAUAGACCAGCUUUGUUUAGAACAGUAGGAGCUGAGGAGUUCUCCAAGUCGUUCCUUACAGUGAAACUUGAAGGGAAAAGCUACGUUGAGUUCAUGAGGAUUCCAAAUGGAGAAGGCAGUGUUAAUUGA
Telopea speciosissima is the source of this 1101-nucleotide messenger RNA. RefSeq names its product protein SRG1-like. The record is from RefSeq and is a predicted model, not a curated record. The transcript is spliced from 4 exons. The coding region runs from base 1 to 1101 and encodes 366 amino acids. Lineage: Eukaryota; Viridiplantae; Streptophyta; Magnoliopsida; Proteales; Proteaceae.